AUGCAGUUAGAGAAGAAAGAAGACAGGACAGUCACAUGUCCUUACGCCGAAGGUCACUCUCACACAGUACCUGUUUGCGACAUGCCAUUACACUUGGCUAAAUGUCGUCGUUUAUACUACAAAAGAUAUGGUGUUAAGACAGAACUGAAAAGAUGUAAAUAUAACGGUUGCCAUUAUGUUCUUGCUCCGGAAGUGAUGCUGCACGAACUGACCUGCCAUAGUAGAACGCUGUAUCAGGAAUGCAAACGGAAGAUGACAUAUCCUCCUGUGCCACUUAAACUAGCAGUGAGGCCAAGCCAGUCAGUGGCCAUUGAGACAUCGAAUUUCGUUGGUGAGAAAGUGCGGUUUGAGCGCCGAUACAUUUACAUGGCGGAGAUAUUUAGUUGUAAUGUGGCAGAUGUAUUGCAACGAAUGACCACUGUGUGUCGUGUGAAGAUGGAUGCAGUAGUGGUGAGUGAUACGAUGUAA
This is a messenger RNA of Brugia malayi, 468 nucleotides long. RefSeq names its product UPF0224 protein C20orf65 homolog, putative. NCBI's taxonomy places the organism in Eukaryota, Metazoa, Nematoda, Chromadorea, Rhabditida, Onchocercidae. The coding region runs from base 1 to 468 and encodes 155 amino acids. The record is from RefSeq and is a predicted model, not a curated record. The transcript is spliced from 4 exons.